This is a messenger RNA of Aspergillus calidoustus, 414 nucleotides long. Lineage: Eukaryota; Fungi; Ascomycota; Eurotiomycetes; Eurotiales; Aspergillaceae. The record is from the annotation of a GenBank genome assembly.
AUGGCUCACCGCAUCGUUACGCAAGUCGUCGUCACCGGCGCACGAGUCUUUGGUCGCGCCUUCGCGGAAGCCUACAAACAAGCCUCUGCAGCAUCCAAAUACCAAGGCAAAAACGGCAAAAGCGGCUCCGGAAACUCCUUUGCCUCCUCCGGGCUGACUCUUGACGAAGCGUGCAAGAUCCUCAAUGUCAAGCCUCCGCAAAACGGCGAGGCGAACCUGGAACAAGUAAUGGAGCGAUUCAAGAAAUUGUUCGACCUCAACGAUCCUCAGAAGGGCGGUAGCUUCUACCUGCAGAGUAAGAUCUUACGCGCUCGUGAGCGGAUAGAGAUGGAAGCUCGACAGGCCGAGCGAGCUGCCGCGCAGGAGAAGGAGCUGCGUGAAGGCUGGAAGCCAAAGGUUUACAAGGAUCGGUGA